Molecule: messenger RNA, 1341 nt
Organism: Cuscuta campestris
Lineage: Eukaryota; Viridiplantae; Streptophyta; Magnoliopsida; Solanales; Convolvulaceae
Source: the annotation of a GenBank genome assembly
CCCAUAACAGUAAUAAUAUUUAUCAGGAACGUUUUUGCGAGACGAAAGUAGAAAGUACUCUGUAGUUAUUACAAUCGAUACUUUAUCUAUCAAUUCUAUAUGCUCCAUAUAUGUUGUGAGGUAGUACCAUGUUUGGAUCUUUCAUUGUGAGGCUCAUCAAACCAAGCAACCCAAAAGGAAAACAAGAUAAAAAUUUACAAUGACUCAAUGAGAACUACUUGGCUCUUUCCUUUCCCUCCUCCCCACAACCUUCCAAACCAAACAAGGACUAAGUGUGACGGCUGCAAUUCUCGCACCUCAUCCCACGCCUACAAUACAUCUUCAAUGGCUUGGAUGAAAGCGGAAAUCUUGUAGGUGAAAAAUCCAACCAACAUUGGGAUCAACUCAAGGUGAAUCAGUCCGUAUUCGGGGACCACAAUCCUUCACAAAAAAAAUACGAUUUCAAGGGUAAAAUUGUCAAUUAUCGAGAGAUGAUUGAAAAAAAUUAUAAUCUAAUUGGAACUACAUAACCAAAAUUUUUGUACGCUACCACCCCUUCACAAUUCACCUCGUGUUCAAAUAACGCGCCCCCAUCUCUUUUACACCUAUGCAAUUUGCCAAUUUUAAAUUACGCAUCCCCCAUCUCUUUUACACAUGUGCAACUUCAAAAACCCCUUCACAAUUCCAUGUUCCUUUCAACUUUCGACGCAUCACCCCUGCAAGAAUGAGGCUUUUCCGGAACCUGUGGGACAAGGCGAAGAAGUUGUUGAUUGAACGCUUCUGGCCUACCUACAAGAAGAAGGCGGAAGACGUUUUCUUGGAGGUCUUCGAUGAAGUCCUGGAUCAGUAUCUCGAAAAGGAAGAUUCCCAUGAGGAUGAAGAACCAGAAGAUGUUAAAACAGUGAUAGAAUGGAAUGGGGACUUCAUCGAAGACCUCCAAGAAACUUCUUCCACCUUCUUUUUGUAGGUAGGCCAGAAGCGUUCAAUCAACAACUUCUUCGCCCUGACCCAGGGUCAGGGAAAGCAUCAUUCUUGAAGGGGGUGAUGUGUUGAAAUUUGAAAAGAACAGGGAAUUGUGAAGGGGUUUUUGAAGUUGCACAUGUGUAAAAGAGAUGGGGGAUGCGUAAUUUAAAAUUGCACAAGUGUAAAAGAGAUGAGGGGUGCGUUAUUUAAACACGAGGUGAAUUGUGGAGGGGGUGGUAGCGUACAAAAAUUUUGGUUAUGUAGUUCCAAUUAGAUUAUAAUUUUUUUCAAUCAUCUCUCGAUAAUUUUACCCAUUUUGGUUAUCUUUUUCCCCGUUUCCUUUUUGAACAUUGUCUCGUAUCUUUCUUCCUCUUUUACAACUAAAAGACUAUACCCAUA